CGACGGCAUCACUGAGUCACGGCUCUCGCCGUCGCCCAUCGGCCAGCUUGUUGAGAACAGCUGCCAUCGACAACAGCUGCCCAUGGCUGCAUACAUGCAUCCAUCACAUCGUCCGCCCACACACACACACACGCACAGAUAGAUGGACAGACAGGUGCAUGUCAUGUUGCGUACAUGUAUGGGUGUCGUACCGUUGUUCGAGCCCGGGCAUGUUGGGAGUGUUGGUGUUGAUGUCCGUGGGCUGCUGCAGGACGUGGCCGAGAUGCUUCUUCAGAGCCGCAAGCUCCCGCUCAAUCUUCCUGCGAUCACUCUCGGCCUGCAAGGCACACACAUGAAUGCACGCACGCGUAUCAGCCAGAAUGAUGGACGCGUGGUUGUGUGUUGGUGCGUGCCUUGUCGAUAUCGGCAUCUAUGUGCUUGAUAUCCUCCUGCUCCAGCUGCUGAAUCUGCGCGGGGCACAGGCCCCGCACACACCACACACACAUGGCAGGCACCCCGCCCGACCGUUAUGUGUCCACCCACCCACCUGUUGUUUGAGUGCGUCAAUGUCUGCUUGGCACUGCUGGUUGGCCUGCAGGACGGCCGCCUGGCUGCUCUGCAACUCCGACAACACAGCCUCGAUGUCAGGCCUGCAACCAUCCAUGCAUGCAUCCCUCAACCCAUCCCUCCCUGCAUCGAUAAAGUCGCCUCUCUUGGUUUGUACGUACGUCUGCUGCAGUUGCUGGCUGAGCGACGCCAACUUCUCGCUAUACUCGGCCGCACGGGCGGCAUUGACACCUACAACUGACACACACAGAGGAGAUAGAAGAGGGAGGACGCUGAUGAGAGAGAGAGCCCCGUGGCUGCGCUGCGUGGGUACAUUGUUUGUUGCUGGCUUCCAGCUGUUCCAUGUGGGCAACGGCGGCCGUGACGCUAUCGACGAACUGACGGUCCCGCUGCUCACCCUGAUGCAGCGGAUCUGCCACUGACAGACAUUCACACCACAGCACGCACAGCGCACCAGACAAGGGAUGCUCUGCUCACGACGCUCAUCGCCGGCCUGUCCGCACCAUAGUUUUUGUUUGUGUUCUUUGUAGCGAUGAGUGUGGCUUCAUUGGUCUGCUGGAGCCUCUCCAUCAGCUGCUGCGCCGCCUCCAACGUCCUCAUUAUAUCAUGCCCACCCGGACCCAGCGAACCACUCACGCCCUGCCACCACCGCACAGCACAGCAUGGACGCCCUGCCAGAUUUAUGCGAUGUUGUUUGCGCGCGUCGCGUCCAUACCGCAGUAUCUUCGUCCAUCUCUCCAUGACUAUCACCACCGGCGGCUGCAUCUUUGCUGACGUCCACGGCGUCCAGCGACCUGGGGAGGAAGAAGAUGCAUACAAGGACAGUGACGAAGUGAUGUUAGAUCAGCUCACGCGUGGACGGCAGCUAUCUGCUCGCGCAACGUCUUCGCCAUACCCCAAAC
Messenger RNA from Vitrella brassicaformis, 1448 nucleotides. The record is from the annotation of a GenBank genome assembly. NCBI's taxonomy places the organism in Eukaryota, Vitrellaceae.